Molecule: messenger RNA, 1635 nt
Organism: Cercopithifilaria johnstoni
Lineage: Eukaryota; Metazoa; Nematoda; Chromadorea; Rhabditida; Onchocercidae
Source: the annotation of a GenBank genome assembly
AUGGAAAACGAUGAGGACGAAAAUGCGACCCAUUUUCAGAAUAUUAAAAGUGUGAAAAUACGGAAUAAAAAUUUUGCUGUCCGAAUUAGCUCAACAAGAGAAUUACAAGAAAGUAACGAGGAAAGUAUAUACAAUGAAGUGGAUAACCUAUUUUUCGAGAAUAUCGCAGAAUACACGAAGGAUCCAUGCAAGCUUAUUACAAGGCUGAAGGAGAAAUACAUGAAUGAAUUCAUGAAUUGGAAAUAUCUGCAUACGGAUAAUGUGGAGCACGGUGAUUUGGUUCGGAUGCGUGGAAUGAUUCUUAGUGGAAUGCAAACAGUAUUUUCAUUGAAUGCAGUAAUCACGGAAGAAGAGGAUGGUGGUACUCGUACAGUUUGUGGAAUUUUAAGGAAUCGAGUCAACUGUUCAAAUAUCAAGGAAACAAAAGGCAUGACUCGCCGAAACGCGUACAUUUUGGUGCCAGAAAGAGGGAUCACAGAUUGGUACUUAAAGACUUUUCAUGAUAAAAUCUAUCAGGAAUACAGUGAGGUACUCCUCAAAAAUGAAGAAUCGAGAACUUGUGCUCUGUUUUAUGACGAGGGAAGUGAAAAUUUUAAGCCAAAUGCUGUGUUUGAUUUGUAUGGCAUUGUCGAUUUAACCGAAAUAAGAGUUGAGGACGAAGAUGAUGAUCCAAAUACAAAAAGUUCAUUGAGCACGAUAUCAUUGCAUGUUAUUCAUUACGAACCAGUAAAGCAUAACGAUAUUGUGUCAUCAGCUUAUCCGGAGGUACUAAAGCAAAAAAAUGUGCAGGGAUUUGAAUCACUGAUUUAUGCUUUCGAACAAUUCUUUGGGAAUAAAGUCAUUGCGCAAUCUCUAACAUAUCAGUUGUUCAUUUCGCAACACUCUCAACAGCCGAAAUCAGUAGAUACCUUUCCUUAUACGAUAAAAAAGAUAUAUGACAGCAAACCGAUAGUUGAAAUGAUCAAACUUUUCAUACCAAAAGUUUAUGUCAUCAAGAUGAUGCAGAAAACAAUGGAAGAAUCGUGGGCAUCAUAUGAGAAACCUCAAAGCGGUUUCGAACAAGGUUUGCUACAAGUAUCCGACAAUACUUUAAUCAUUAUUGACGAAACUGAAUUAUCUCUGGAAAACUUAUCGCUUACUAAAAAAGGACGCGAGAACUGCAACUUAAUCAAAAAUUUCUUAUCUACUCGAAAGAUACCAUUCAUUUAUCCAUAUCAAACAGUGGAAAUAGAAUCCAGCACAAACGUGCUUGUUUUGAGCGGCGAAAAAUGUUUCUUUGGCCAAGAAGGUUUUGCGAUGGUUAUACCUAAAUCGUGGCCAAAAGAUGUAAAAUUCGUGCGACAAUAUGCUGUGGAACAUGAAAGUGAACUUAAUCUUUGUCGACAUGCACUUUUGUCUUGUUCCGAAAGUUUUUGUAAUGUCAGCAUUUGUAAAACUGUAGAAGAAAUGGCAGUCGAAAAUUUUUUGAAGAUGCAGCGCACAUGUAGGAAUACGGACGAUAACUCGGCGCGAUUACAUCGGCAGCUGAUCAUUUCCAAACUGUUGACAUCACUGAAAGGCGAAAAAAUCGUUGAUGAGGAUAGUUGGACAACAGCUCUGGAGCUUGAAAGUGGUCGGUUAACAUUUUUGUUGUAA